AUGACCAUUACUGUCCGCGUCGCCGUCACUGGCUUCCUUUCGGUCUCUUGCUUCAGACGUGUUGUCGUCGAUAAUACCGCUCAGGUCCUAUCCAAAGCAAAGAAUCCUUCCGCUGGCCUCGCUGUAUACUCUGUCUGCUUGUCGACGAUUACGCUGGUUCUCGCCGCCGACAAAGCUGCACAGAGGCUCCUCGGCAACGAGCCCAAGCAUAUGCUAGCCACUUCAAAGAACGCCAACGCCGACUUCAAUCCUCCAUCCACUCAUGACGUGACCGCCUCUGUCACGCCUCAGCCUGUUGAAUCAUCUCAUUUGCAGCCAUUUCCGUCUCCAUCUCAAUUGCGUCUAAUCGAAUCGGCGAAAACAAUAUCCGCCCCAUUUUCUACUUGCAUGCCUAAUGAAAACACCACUGUAAAACCGUUUAAUUUGCAGCCAUCUCCCUUAUUGCGUUUAAUCGAAUCGACGGAAACAACGUCCACCUCAACCACGGGUUCUAAUAUUUGUACGCCUUGCAUCACUCUUACUUCGCCGGACCUCUACUGCAAACGCCUGUCCACCGAUUCCAGCACCACUCUUGUACCCCAUAACGACGACUCAGUUCCCGACGUUUUCCCGGACGAUGGUGCCUGUGACGCUGACGACUAUGACUUGAAGUCGCUUAGCAACGAAAGCACUGUCCACAAGGACGAUCGUUCCAAAAUACAGCCUCAGAAGGACCAUGCACUGGAACAUGUGCUUGAUAUUCUGAUUGCCAAAAUGACAGCUCUCACUCUCGAUGAUCUGCCUCGUCCUUCGAAGCUUCGACCACUCAUUCUAGUCAACCGCCACAAGACAUCCAAGGUUCAUUGUCCUCCGCCUGCCUACUCUGUGGACACAUCGACCCGACGUUUGGAGGCGUUCUCUCUCUCAGACAGUCCAUCUACCGAUCCUGGCGUCGCUCUUCCUGGACCCGGCUAUCCCACCAACAUGCCGACUCGAAUUAUGGAGGCUCUCUCUCUCGGAGAUCGCCCGUCUUCCACCUCUAAGCUGAAGCCUCUGAUCCUGGUUACGAAACACGCCACCCCGCACCUCAAGCUGCCUCCUCUCACGACUACUGUACUUCGACAGCCUAGAUCCAAAACAACAAUGCGGAGCCAGACGUAUUGGCCUUUUCCGCUGAACCCUGCGAUCUCUACACACCCACAGCCCGGCUGA
Suillus bovinus is the source of this 1191-nucleotide messenger RNA. RefSeq lists its product as uncharacterized. Bases 1 to 1191 code for a protein of 396 amino acids. The record is from RefSeq and is a predicted model, not a curated record. Lineage: Eukaryota; Fungi; Basidiomycota; Agaricomycetes; Boletales; Suillaceae. The transcript is spliced from 2 exons.